Molecule: messenger RNA, 1329 nt
Organism: Xenopus tropicalis (tropical clawed frog)
Lineage: Eukaryota; Metazoa; Chordata; Amphibia; Anura; Pipidae
Gene: lrrc10b
Product: leucine rich repeat containing 10B
Exons: 1
Coding region: 283-1329 (348 amino acids)
Source: RefSeq, a predicted model, not a curated record
UUUACACUGUGGGAACUUGAGAAGUUUCCAAUGAAUAUUUAACUGCAAUUGCUUGAGUUUCACUGGCAGAGAGAACACUCUUUAAGGGAGGUGGGAAUAACAGCCACUGUGACCCAGGGUGCAGCCUUACGCCGUUAUUGUGGCCCUUGCUGUGCCCUGCACCUGGCUGUGCUCCUUGGAACUCCGUCACACAAGUAUUGGUGCCCAGCAUCCUGCAUUGCUCUCUUCCUGGUGGUAACCCCGUGGGUUCUGUUCCUGGUGGCUUUGCGUCACUGAUUCCUAAUGGGGGGCUGUGGCUCUGUGCCUACAGUGGCCUCUGGUGAGGGUGUCGAUGAGCCUUUACCUGAGGGUGUAGAAGAACAGCUGAGUUCCGGUGAUGGCAUUUUGGAACUGAGUGGUCGCAAGAUUCCACGUCUUCCAGCAUCCAUCUGUAACCUGUCUGAAAGCCUAAAUAAGCUUUACUUGACUGGAACAAUGAUAACGGAGCUGCCUGAUGAUUUUUACCAACUAGAAAACCUGCGAACACUGGCACUAGAUGCCAAUAAGCUGCCAGAGUUGCCAGAGCCUGUGUGCUCCUUGCCAAACCUGGGUCGCCUGUAUAUAGGGGCCAACCACCUGCAAGGUCUCCCCAUGUCCUUUGCAAGACUUCAGAGUUUGCGGAUAUUAUGGAUCGAACGCAACUUUCUCUAUCACUUUCCACGGGUGCUGCUGAGUAUGCCUGGGCUGCGCUGUGUACAAAUGGGGGAUAACCGCCUGAAGGGGCUUCCAAGUGAUAUAGCGACUGCCAUGCCUGGCCUCAAAGGCCUCUGGUUGUAUUCAAACCGCUUUGACAGGGUACCCAAGGUUCUCCUGCGCUUACAUGGCCUGGAAGUUCUAGAUCUCGACAAAAACCGUAUAACAGAAUUCCCUGAUAUGAGUAGAAUGAAAGGGCUGCAGUUGCUGUCUUAUGAUCACAACCCUGUGAAAGGGCCACCCAAAGUGGCAGAGACUGUGACUUUAGUGGGAGAGGGCGCUCAGGAGUUUAUGGAAGAGCGAGAAGCACAAAGGCAACAGAUGGAGGAAGAGGAACAAGAGGAGAGAGAAAGAGAACAGCAGGAAGCAGAGAACAAGGAGGCUGAAGGGGGUGAAGAAGAAGGGGAAGAGGGACAGGAAGAGGAACUUUAUGAGGAGGAAGAGGGGGAGGCUGAGGAAAGAGUAGAAAAUGCCAAUGACCAUUAUUACUCAGAGUAUGAAGAAGAAGACUACUACCUUGAGGAGGAGGGGGAUUGCAUGGAGGAUGAAGGAUAUUAUCCCGAUGAGGGGCAGUAUUAUAACCAGUGGUACAAAUAA